Messenger RNA from Echinostoma caproni, 282 nucleotides. NCBI's taxonomy places the organism in Eukaryota, Metazoa, Platyhelminthes, Trematoda, Plagiorchiida, Echinostomatidae. The record is from the annotation of a GenBank genome assembly.
GUUUUCCGGGAAAUUGAAGCCAAAUGCACACGCUCUCUUCAGAGUUGGUGGGGACAAGAGGCGGCUGGUAUACUGUCCGCCCUGGCCGGAUCUUCAGCUCCGGUAGAUACGGACGUUCUGUACUCAUCCCUCGCUGACAAAGAGUCGUUCCGUCUGAAUAACAAAGUUGCCGAAAGUGGCCUGGAUCGUACCCGUGACGAGCUGUGCUAUUUUCGACAAGUAAGUCAUCAAAUGUACUGUUUUUCUAUCCGUUCUUACUAUGACCACUAUCAGUCGGUUUGA